Owenia fusiformis is the source of this 1917-nucleotide messenger RNA. Lineage: Eukaryota; Metazoa; Annelida; Polychaeta; Sabellida; Oweniidae. The record is from the annotation of a GenBank genome assembly.
UAAAGUCAGUGAGCAACGUCAUCUCUUGGCUCUUACAGGACAUCAACAGCAGGAUUGGCCAAUCAUUUAUGAAAGCAUGGCCAAAAGGAUAAUCUAUUGUGAGAAACAUGCAAGCCAGCCACUUGAACUUUACUGUAAAGAUCACGACGACAUGCUAUGCACAGUUUGCAGUAAUAAUGAGCAUUUUGAGCAUAAUCUUGUUUCCAUUCAAGAAGCUGUAGUGACAUCCUUAGAAAAUGAGAAAUCCUUGGUCGGUUUAGCCAUGCAAAGAAUAGAGCUAUAUAAUCAGCAGAUUGGUAGAUCAGAUGAGGUACUCCACAUACACAAGAGUUCACAUGAAAAAAUGAUUCGUGAAAUUGAAAAAGAACGAAAAGCUAUGCAAGAAGCAGUAAACAAACACUACAAGCAACUUACAGAUCAGUCCUUUGAGGCACACUUUGAUGCCAUGAAAGAGUUUAGAACCUAUAAAACUCACAUGGAAGAAGAGAAAUCAUUAACCCAGAGAAUCUUAAAGCCUCUAUCUGUUCCAAAGAACUAUCGACACCCAGUUGAAAUUAUCAACUUGCAGGGUGCAGUUCAAGAAAAGUUAAACCAAUGCGAUAUUUUACCAGAAGUUAAAUUUCCUCUUCUGAACAGAACAGAUUUUGAGCCUGGGGUUCUUGACACAGCCAAACUCGGGACUAUCAUAAAACAUACAGAUACAAAAGGAACAUCACAUCCAGAACAAUCACUGGCCACUCCAAAGGCAGUUGGGUGUCCUCGCAGUCUAGUUUAUCCAUGUAUCCGUAUUAGGAAAUCACUUAUGCAAGAUAAACAAACAGGACACAAAGCACUUUUGGGCAUAACAUCAGGAACAAAUGGAGACUUGGUUUUACUGGAACUAUUUGGUUCAAACAAGUCGGAGAUUGUCUGCCUUGAUCCUAGAACUCUCGAAAGAAAAAACUCCAAUCAAGGAUCAUUUUAUGGGUUAUGUACAACAAAGGGAGGUACCUAUGCUUUAACAGAUCAAGUCAACAAGUGUGUGGCUAUUUAUGACCAGAAUCUAGUAUACCAGGGAAAAUUUGGUACACUACAAGAACCGAGGGGUAUUUGUACAAUGAAAACAACAGACAUACUGAUAUGUACGGACAUCAUGUCUAAAUGUGUGUCUUACUUCGAUGUUAACACAUUUCACUUCAAAACAAGGCCAAGAUUCAAAAAAGUUCCAGUAUACCCUUGGUACAUCACCACAAAUAGUAAAGGUACCGGCUUACGAGUCAUCAUUGUUUUGAAUAGUUUAGUGUUAAUGACAAUAUCUCAUUGUCAACAUUUUAGAUAAUAGAUGAAUAGGUAUUUUAAACAUGAAGAAAGUAUAUGUGAAGUAACUUGUGUAUCUUAGACUUCAUAUCACCCAAUGCUCUUCUUCUCCAAUUUUUAAUGUAUACAAUGUAUGAUUCCUAAGUUGUAAUUUGUACUUGUAGGUGUUGUCAUCAUAUCAGAUGAUGAUAGUCAUUGUGUAACAGGCUAUGAUAAAGAUGGUAAUACUGUGAUCGAGUAUGGAUCUGAGGGAUCAGAUUAUGGUCAACUCAAGGGGCCUGCAGGUAGGGAUACUAAUAUAUCUGUAUGGUUUAAAAUCACGGGGCCAAUUUGUUCACCAAUCAGUCUCUUUUAAAAGUAUACUUGAACAGUCAGCCGAUGGCAGUGACAAUUGACAAGAAUGGGGACCUUAUCGUUGGCACACAUGAAGGAGAGUUAGUGUUCAUACGUUAUAUGACCUGAUAGUUUACAUCAAUUGACAUCAUUGUGUUUAUCUGUGUGUUCAUCUGUGUUUAUUACAAGACCUAUGACAAAUAACAUGUACACAUACUGACUCAGUGUUAUGGACAUUGAUGGCAGCAAAUAAUAUUUAAUAAAAAUACAAAUAUGUAAGCUGGGGGU